This is a messenger RNA of Aureobasidium vineae, 1683 nucleotides long. Lineage: Eukaryota; Fungi; Ascomycota; Dothideomycetes; Dothideales; Saccotheciaceae. The record is from the annotation of a GenBank genome assembly.
ACCAUGUGCGGUAUCUUCUGCUCUGUCAGCACUGCCGGCCACGUAGCUCCCGAGAAGAGACAUCGCUUGCUCCUGGAAAAGCGAGGUCCCGACUCUUCUCAAGAGCUAAGACAGCAGACAGAAAAUGUUUACCUGACCUGUUUCAGUACCGUUCUCGCUCUGAGAGGUGACCAUACUGUUGUUCAGCCUGUACAGCAUCCAGACUAUCCAAAUGCCUUCCUUUGUUGGAAUGGUGAAGCUUGGAAGCAUGCUGCUGAAUCCAUUAACGGCAAUGAUUCUGAAGUUGUUUUUGCAGACAUCUCGAGCCUCCUGAAAGCUGAAAUUUCUGACACGUCCGCUUCCUCAGCCAAAGUCAUGCAGCAUGCAAUGAGCCUCAUCACUGGCCCUUAUGCUUUCGUCUACUAUGAUCCUCGAUCAGACACUCUAUUCUUUGGUAGGGAUCCUCUUGGACGCCGUUCCUUGAUGUACCGCGUUGAUGAAAGUGGUAACUUCAUUCUCUCUACCAUUUCUGGUCAACAAGAACAAGGCUGGGAGGAAGUAGAAGCUGAUGGUAUCUACUCGCUCAAUCUCAAAACCUUCUACGAGUCUGUUCAGAAGCAAGAACGGUGCAUACCAACAUGUCUUCCCUACACCUCCUCCCCGAAUACCAUUACCUCCACAGCUUCCCCACCUGAAUCAUCCGCUUCUCCGCUUAGUAUCUCAUCUCCUGCUGUUGCAAAAAUCGAGACCUUGCUGCGUGACUCUCUGCACCUACGCAUCUCCGAUAUCCCUGCCUUCUCGAAUCCUGAGCCAUCUUUUCCUGCAGCGAGCCUGGCUAUUCUCUUUUCUGGUGGUUUAGAUUGCACCCUUCUGGCGCGACUUUCACACGAUAUAUUCGACCCUGCACAACCAAUCGAUCUCCUCAACGUCGCAUUCGAGAAUCCUCGAGUACAUCGUCGACCUGCGGACGCAGAUCCUGAUACACUCUGGUCACCAUUUGAACUUUGCCCAGAUAGAAUCACUGGACGUGCUUCUUUCGCCGAACUUCAAGCCAUCUGUCCUGGCCGAAUUUGGAGAUUCAUCGCCAUCGACAUUCCAUACAAGGAGUUCCUUGUUCACAAACCCGAGGUCAUCAGCUUGAUUUACCCUCAUAACACCGAGAUGGACUUGAGCAUUGCUUCUGCUCUCUAUUUUGCUUCGCGAGGACGAGGGUCAACAUCUGCAAAAUCUGGAGAAUCAACUCGGUACACCUCGGGAGCAAAAGUGUUGCUUUCUGGAUUGGGCGCCGAUGAAUUGUUCGGUGGCUAUACUCGACACGAUACUGCUUUCCGUCGUCAUGGUUUCGCCGGACUCAAGGAUGAGCUCGACCUUGAUGUUGACAGGCUGGGAAAGCGUAAUCUUGGUCGUGACGAUCGCGUACUUUCUAAUUGGGCAAGGGAGACACGAUUCCCAUUCCUCGACGAAGAUCUUGUGAAGUGGGCGGUCAUUGCUCCUGUUUGGGAGAGGUGCGGAUUCGGCGAGAACAAGGAAAUCCUGGACAGUGGGACCGGCUCUCUGGAGCCUGCGAAGAAGGUGCUGAGGUGUCUUGCUUGGAAACUCGGCAUGAAAAAGGUGGCUGCGGAGAAGAAGCGAGCAAUUCAAUUCGGCGCACGCACAGCCAAGAUGGAGGUCGGGCGCUCGAAAGGAACCCAGACCAUUACUUAA